Messenger RNA from Nematolebias whitei (Rio pearlfish), 1293 nucleotides. Its product is annotated as cytotoxic and regulatory T-cell molecule. The transcript is spliced from 10 exons. Gene Ontology annotation, cellular component: plasma membrane. Gene Ontology annotation, biological process: positive regulation of natural killer cell mediated cytotoxicity directed against tumor cell target; detection of tumor cell; cell recognition. Gene Ontology annotation, molecular function: signaling receptor binding. The coding region runs from base 1 to 1293 and encodes 430 amino acids. The record is from RefSeq and is a predicted model, not a curated record. NCBI's taxonomy places the organism in Eukaryota, Metazoa, Chordata, Actinopteri, Cyprinodontiformes, Rivulidae.
AUGACUCAGUUCGACAGCUCUGUACGGACGAGCAGGAAACAUUUAGGUGGUUCAGAUUAUAAAGACAUUUCACUUGGUGCGUGGCAGGCUGUGACUGUGGUGAAGGGCCAAACCGUGACCUUCAGGUGCACGAUGACCAACGCUCACAGGACGCAUGUGGAGUGGAAAAACCCAGACGGACACAUUAUGUUCUUUAAUGAAAGAAAAGUUUUAUGGGACAAGCGAUACAGCAUCGUCAAGUUGUCUCAGUCAGAGUUCUCCAUCAGUAUUUCCAACGUCUCCUUUAAAGAUGGAGGCAACUACACCUGCUGCCAGUACAAGCAGAAACCAGUGGAAAAGACUGUGGAGCUGACCGUGCUGGAUCAUCCCAGACUGUCAGUAACAAAGCAUGAAGGUAAACAUGUUAUAAAGUGCAGCGCUCAGGGGAACCACCACCCACCGCAGAUCUCCUGGGAGUUUGAUCACCAACCGGAAUUUACUGCUCAUGGGCUAAAUGUCCACCAUGAAGAUAAAAAAUACGUCUCCACCGACUUCUUGCAUGUUUAUCCUGUGAAGAACAGAGUCACUGUGAAAUGCCUCGUGCGCCACCCGGCGCUGCACAACAAAACCUUGAUGACUUUUGUUCAAAUCGGACGAGAGAAAAGAAACAUUCGUACCACCCGGCCCAGGCUUUCUACAGUUCAGCCUGAAGAAUCCACAGCAGGUCUGGGUUUGACCUCCAGCUGGUCCAGCCCAGCAACGGGUCCGAGUUUUACUGUCCGUCAGACAUUUUCCUCCACUGGUCUGGUUCCAGCCACAGCCUCGUCUCCCAACACGACAGACGGGACGUCUGUGUCUGAGCCGGCGCCGAACAUCACCGUCUACAACACGGCACGGACAAACACCACAGAGUCUCGUGGCGCUGAUCUUCAGACAGGAACACGUCGAACAUCUCACGUGCUGCUGCUCCUGGUGACGUCGCUCAUCUUGGGCCUUCUGGUGGUCGUGCUUUUCUUCACUGUCAAGCUGAGGAGAGCGCACGUGGCCUGGAAGAGAGAAAAUGAAGAGUCUGAUCCAUCGGAGGAGAGCAGUAAAUCUAAAUCCAGCCAGGAGGACAAGAAGCCCCAAGGCCAGUGGAGAAAAGGACUGUUCAGCACAACGUUCACACAGUAUGUUGUUGAGGAACCAGCACCUUCUGCUGUGAGCACAAACACAGAAACACCGAGGGAGGACGUGGCGAAGGAGCAGACGUCUUCAUCACAAUCUCACACUCCAGCUGCAGCCAGAUGUGACGUGAAGGAGACGUCCCUUUAA